This is a messenger RNA of Lucilia sericata (common green bottle fly), 1470 nucleotides long. RefSeq names its product brachyurin. The record is from RefSeq and is a predicted model, not a curated record. Gene Ontology annotation, biological process: proteolysis. The coding region runs from base 140 to 1282 and encodes 380 amino acids. NCBI's taxonomy places the organism in Eukaryota, Metazoa, Arthropoda, Insecta, Diptera, Calliphoridae. The transcript is spliced from 3 exons. Gene Ontology annotation, molecular function: serine-type endopeptidase activity.
GAAAGUGCAACACCUAAAAAAAAAAAUGAACAUGAUUUAGUUAUAAAUCAAAUGCACGAAAAAUACUUUUGAAUGAAUCAAUUUACCAACCAGUUGAUAGAUAUUAUAGUUUCAAAUCAAAAAUUGUUGUUAUUUUGUCAUGCCGAAAAGUGCUUCUUCGUUAAUAACAUCAUUAAGCAUUUAUUUGAUUAUUUGCAUUGUUGAAUUUGCACUGGCCAUAGAAUGGAAUAAGGUUAAACCAAUGUAUCUGGUAUCAAUGUAUCCAGCACCGCCCGCUAUGCGACAGGACGAAAAGAACUAUGGGAAGGAUCCCGUAGUACUUAAUCUCGAAAAGGAAACAAUGCCCGAUGAGAUGAUAACGAAAGAAGCUAUGAAUCGUAUCUUUGGUGGUAGUGAAGCCCAUCAAAAUAGUUUCACCUAUCAGGUGGGUUUUCUGCUGCAACGGCCAAAGGGUCUGUAUUGGUGUGGUGGAUCGUUGAUAUCACCUGAAUAUGUGCUGACAGCCGCACACUGUGUGGAUAUGGCUUCGAGGGCUUUGGUGUUUCUGGGCGCUCAUGAUAUCAAAAACGCUCAUGAGCCAGGCCAAAUACGUAUGAUGGUUUAUCAUCGGGACUUUAUCAUAUAUCCUACAUGGAAUCCACGCCGUCUGAAAGAUGACAUUGCGUUGGUGCAUUUACCGAAGUCUGUUAAAUAUAAUGAAAGAAUACAACCUAUUCAACUUCCUAAAAGGGAUUAUGAGUACAGAAGUUUCGAAGACAAAUUGGGUAUAGCAUCGGGCUGGGGACGUUAUGCCACUGGUGUUCAUGCCAUAAGCAAUAUUUUGCGUUUUGUACAGCUGCGCAUUAUAAAUGGUCAAGUUUGCAAAAAUAACUUUCCCCUAUCAUACAGAUCUACAAAUAUCUGCACAAGUGGCCGUUAUCAAAAGUCCACAUGUAACGGAGACUCUGGCGGACCGCUAGUGUUGCAAAGGCGUACUUCAAAGAAACGGGUACUUGUGGGUAUAACAUCAUUUGGUAGUAUUUUCGGUUGUGAUCGUGGUUAUCCAGCUGCAUUUACAAAAGUAGCCUCGUAUUUAGAUUGGAUAUGGGACGAGACUGGUAUUGAUCCUAAUGUAGAUGUUUCGUUAAGAUAUCCUUUCAGUAAAUCCAUAAAAGGUAAUUCAAGGGAGAAGAAAAAGAAAAAGUCACCAAGUUUAGUGCAAAAACAAAAUAUAGACCAUACUGAGAGUAUUGGUGUAAUUGAUACAAGACUGCGAAAAUAUCCCGAUGCGGUAUUGUUUUAAUAUUUAAAAAAAACGUUAUAUAUUAGUUCAAAGUAUUUACAGCCAGAUUUAUAAAAACAAAUAAAUAAUAUAAAAAUUCAGUUAGUUUUGUUAAAUAAUGGGUUUUAUAAAGACCGGCUGUUAGGGACUUAUUUCUUAAUAUUUAUUAAAGUUAAUAGGGUAUUAAAAAUGUCAAAUUAAUUUGAAAU